Molecule: messenger RNA, 962 nt
Organism: Drosophila persimilis
Lineage: Eukaryota; Metazoa; Arthropoda; Insecta; Diptera; Drosophilidae
Exons: 4
Coding region: 108-668 (186 amino acids)
Source: RefSeq, a predicted model, not a curated record
ACAGCGACUGGCCAAAAGCGGACACAGCCCGAAAGUUAGCGACAUUUUCACAUCACUUCAGUUUACUUCAGAGCUUCGGUUUCGUAAGAGUCCACACAGGUUUCGCAAUGAUGACGACAACGACGGUGAUGAGGCUUCCGCUGCAACUGCUGAUGAUGCUGCUGCUGCUCCUCCACUGCACUCGCGGCACACCUAUAGCGCCCACAACCCAAGACGGAGCCACGCCCAUCGAUGCCAGAGUGUCGGCGGAAGAGUUUGGGGCCCUCGACGCAUUUGCCGAGGCGGAGUCCACACAUUCAGCGGUCAGUGAGGCGACGACCGGUUUCAAAAUCCCGCUACUGUCCAAGCCGGCCCAGACAGCGGAGUCGGUGAACCUCGAGCAGGAGGCCAUACAAUCCAAGGUGCUCAGCGCCUACGAGAACACCCACAAGAGGGUGGCUGAGCUGUCCCAGCCCGUUCCCAUCUUGGAUACCAUCAGCGAGCACGAGAAGUACGGCAACAGUGGUGACAUGUUCGAUGGCAUCUCACGGACCAUUGUCAAUGGUUACGAGGCCUUUUCCAAUCUGCUCAACACCUUGAUACAGAAACCCAAAGAGCUGGCUCGCAGCGUCUCCAAGGGCAUCACCGAUCAGCUAGACAUCAUCGGAGGCAAACUGGUGGGGCUCUGAAGAGAAAGGGAGUUACAUAACUCGUCAUAGCAAUGACCCUUGCAGAGGGGAGGGUGUUACAGAUGUUUCCCAGAUGUCGGACUUUCAUAAAUUGCACGUAUUUCUAAUCGGAACACACAACCGAUUCGAUAUUGUCCGUCAGUCCGUCCAGAUGCAGCUUUUCGGAACUGCCGUAUAUCGGAUGGCCAUAUCAUACAUGAAUUAUCGGUCUAAUAUAAAUCUACAUAAUGAGAAGGGUAAAGUUUUCAUCACAAGAUAUAUCUGCAAGGGUCUCUAGCCUUUCUUUCUUGUUAA